Messenger RNA from Mucor mucedo, 547 nucleotides. RefSeq lists its product as uncharacterized. The coding region runs from base 17 to 466 and encodes 149 amino acids. Lineage: Eukaryota; Fungi; Mucoromycota; Mucoromycetes; Mucorales; Mucoraceae. The transcript has 4 exons. The record is from RefSeq and is a predicted model, not a curated record.
CUCUAUUUAUACUAUUAUGACCAUCAGCUACUACGUACGCCAAGUAACACUGGAAGAUAUUAAAUUUGCCCAAGAGGGUACCGAUGUGUAUAACUCUGCAUACACUACUCACGAUGGCUGGACCACUGAAGCUAGUAUUACGAUCAGUGGUAACGACGCCCAUGUGGUGGGUACACUUAUGAUUGUGCCUUUUCCUGAUUUACAGGAACUGCCUACACCUGGUGAAGCCAUGAUUACGAGAUUUGCUGGAUUGGGCCGUCUUUUGAUUGAAGGCUCAUUUAAAGUAAUGAGGGAACAAGGAUAUGAACGCUGUUCGAUCCGAGUCUUUGAGAACAGACCUGAAAUUUUGGCUUGGUACACAAAGGUUGGGUUUAAGGACACCAAUGAGCGUCGCGCAUUUAAAGCACCUGAAGGCAAAAAAUUAGUUCUGCCUGUUGGUUUUGUCAUUAUGAAGUUGGAUCUUUAAAGUCUACCUCGUAUUCUUUUGAAAAAAAAAACACAAAUAAAUAUUAGAAUAAAGUAAUACGAUUGAACCUGUACAGAGGAA